UGCUGGCCUUGGCGCCCCUGGUCCCUGUGCUCCGCGGUCUCCCUUUGCCGCCGCGUGGGAGCAUCAGGACUCGAAGGCACGCUCAGCCCUCGACCAUGGCGGCACACGGGAAGCUGCGGCGGGAGCGGGGGCCGCAGGCUGAGUAUGAGGCACAAGUCAAAGAGAUGCGCUCGCAGUUGAGUGAGCAGCUCCGUUGCCUGGAGCUUCAGGGAGAGCUGCGGCGAGAUUUGCUGCAGGAGCUAGCUGAGUUCAUGCGGCGCCGGGCAGAGGUGGAGCUGGAGUAUUCUCGGGGCCUGGACAAGUUGGCUGAACGCUUUGCCAGCCGCAGUGGUCGUCUGGGGGGCAGCAGCCGGGAGCAGCAAAGCUUCUGGAAGGAGCCGACUCUCCUGUCACCCUUGCACUGCUGGUCUAUGUUGCUGGAGCACACACGGCAGCAGAGUCGAGAAAGUGCCGUCCUCAGCGAGGUGCUGGCUGGGCCCCUGGCUCAGCGCCUGAGUCAUAUUGCUGAGGAUGUGGGACGCAUAGUCAAAAAGAGUAAGGACCUGGUGCAGCAGCUGCAAGAUGAGCUCCUGGAGGUGGUCUCAGAACUCCAGACAACCAAGAAGACAUAUCACGUGUACCACUUGGAGAGCAUGAAUGCUGAGACCAAACUCCGGGAAGCUGAGCGGCAGGAAGAGAAGCGGUCAGGCCGGAAUGCCCUGCCCACCAGCACUGCUGCCUCUGCCAGCACCACGACUACUGUUACCACCACUGAGACAGGGCCCCUCCGAAAGAGCUCUCUCAAGAAAGGAGGGCGGCUAGUGGAGAAGCGUCAGGCCAAGUUCUUGGAGCAUAAACUUAAGUGCACUAAGGCCCGAAACGAGUACCUGCUCAGCCUGGCCAGUGUCAAUGCCGCCGUCAGCAACUACUACUUGCAUGAUAUCUUGGACCUCAUGGAUUGCUGUGACACAGGUUUCCACUUGGCCCUGGGGCAGGCCCUCCGGAGCUACACAGCUGCAGAGAACCUCACCCACGUCUCCCAGAUACAGGGAUUGGGCAGCCUGGAAGAGGCUCUGGAGGCCCUAGAUCCUCCAGGGGACAAGGCCAAGGUGCUUGAGGUUCAUGCCAGGGCCUUCUGUCCCGAUCCACGCUUUGACUACCAGCCCCAUGAAGGUGAUGAGGUGGCUGAGAUCCAGGUUGAGAUGGAACUUCGGGAUGAGAUUUUGCCCAGAGCCCAAAACAUCCAGAGUCGCCUGGACCAAAAGACCAUCGAGACAGAAGAGGUGAAUAAGACACUGAAGGCAACACUUCAGGCUCUGCUAGAGGUGGUGGCAUCAGAGGAUGGGGACAUGCUGGACUCUUUACAGGCCAGCCCCUCCACUGAGUCCCUCAAGUCCACAAACUCAGACCCAGGCACCCGACAGACAGGCCGAAGACGGAGCCAGCAGCAGGAGACAGAGACCUUCUACAUUACGAAGCUGCAGGAGUAUCUGAGUGGCCGGAGCAUUCUUGCCAAGCUGCAGGCCAAGCAUGAAAAGCUGCAGGAGGCCAUACAACGAGGUAACAAGGAAGAGCGAAAAACAUCUUGGACCCAGUGCACAGAGAGAAAAUUCCACAAGAGCCACCAUACCCUUCCUAGCUCCCAGUGUAACCAGAGACUCUUUGGAGGUGACCUGGAGACGUUUAUCCGGAGCUCAGGCCAACCUGUGCCCCCUGUGGUGGAGAGCUGCAUCCGUUUCAUUAACCUCAAUGGCCUACAGCAUGAAGGCAUCUUCCGGGUAUCAGGUGCCCAGGCCCGGAUCUCUGAGAUCCGAGAUGCCUUUGAAAGAGGGGAGGAUCCUUUGGUGGAAGGUUGUACUGCUCAUGACCUAGACUCAGUGGCUGGGGUACUGAAGCUGUACUUCCGGAGCCUGGAGCCCCCACUCUUCCCCUUGGACAUGUUUAACGAGCUGCUGGCCUCAGCAGAACUGGAGGCUGUGGGUGAGCGGGUGGAGCCUGUGAGCCAUCUGCUGUCCAGACUGCCCAGACCCGUGCUAGUAGUCCUGCGAUAUCUUUUCACCUUCCUUAACCACCUGACCCAGUACAGCGAUGAGAACAUGAUGGACUCCUACAACCUUGCUGUAUGCUUCGGGCCCACACUGUUGCCUGUGCCUGCUGGGCAGGACCCUGUAGCCUUGCAGGGCCGGGUGAACCAGCUGGUGCAGACUCUUAUCCUUCAACCAGCUCGAGUUUUCCCACCCCUGACUAUGUUGCCAGGCCCCAUCUAUGAGAAGUGCAUGGCACCACCUUCUGCCAGCUGCCUGGGGGAUGGCCAGUUGGAGAACCUUGUUGGGGAGCUGGAGUUGGAAGCUGGGACCACAGCUCAGGAGGAUGACCAGGAAGGAAUUAUGGAGGCUGUGGCCUGCUUUGCCUACACUGGCCGGACAGCCCAGGAGCUGACAUUCCAGCGAGGUGAUGUGCUACGGCUGUAUGCUCGGGCAUCAAGUGACUGGUGGCGAGGAGAGCAUGCUGGUGUGCAGGGACUCAUUCCCCAUAAGUACAUCACACUGCCUGAGGGGGAUGAGAAGCAGACAGCUGGUCUGCAGGCCACGGCGGAAUCUGUGAGCCAUCCAGAGAGCUUCCUGACGUUGGAGUUUACCAAUCGGCUGGAACUAGGCACUCCACCUGAGGCUGUGAGCCCCUCUGGGCACAGACGACACUGUUUGGUCCCCACCUCCCCUGAGCAACAUGUGGAGAUGGAUAAGGCUGUGGCCCAGAACAUGGACUCUGUGUUUAAGGAGCUCUUGGGAAAAGCUGCUGUCCGCCAGGGACAUGGGCUAGCAUCUACAGCCACCCCCAGUCUAGGAACCCGAAAUCUGAAGCCCCUGGCCUGCAGCAGCUUCGGCAAAAACAAAGUUUUCUCCCGGGGACCAGGGGCUCCAGUUUCCCCCUCAGUCUCCCAUCCCCAGGGUCCAGACUCAACUCGCAAGCCACUCUGAGGCAGCUUACCUCCAGCAGUCACCAGACCACAUUCCCCCAGGCCUGUUGCCUCUCCACAGCCCUGCUCUAGGCCUCUUUGAGAAGUAACAAAGGAAGGAGGCUAGAGAUAAGCCCUUCUGUGCCUUUGCUGGGAAACCUUAGGCUGUGGCUGUGGAAGAUGGAAGUUGCAGCAAUUCAUAAAGACCCAUGCGCUGGUUGCUGUUGUAAUAA
Peromyscus eremicus (cactus mouse) is the source of this 3168-nucleotide messenger RNA. RefSeq names its product Rho GTPase activating protein 4 (gene Arhgap4). Bases 96 to 2957 code for a protein of 953 amino acids. The record is from RefSeq and is a predicted model, not a curated record. Gene Ontology annotation, molecular function: protein binding. The transcript is spliced from 22 exons. Gene Ontology annotation, cellular component: cytoplasm. Lineage: Eukaryota; Metazoa; Chordata; Mammalia; Rodentia; Cricetidae. Gene Ontology annotation, biological process: negative regulation of cell migration; signal transduction.